AUGAGCAGGAAGAUAGUGGAGUACAAGCUUGUUGAUUCCGAGAAGGACAUUGCAAGGAGCUACGAGCCUAGAAGAAAGCCAAAGAGAAGUAGGAUACUUCUUCACGAGUGGCAGAGCAUGACGCUGGAGCACAGCUUUAGGAUGAAUCCGUAUCCAGACAGAAUAGAAAAGUAUAAUUUGUUUCUGAAAACGAAGAUUCCGAUAAAGAACAUUAAGAUCUGGUUCCAGAACAGGCGUGCACGGGAGAAGUCGUCCUAUGAGGAGAUGGAGGAGAUGUAUGAGGCUGGAUAUAGGGGAUUGGAUAUAAAGGCUACUGCUUUUACAGAGGAGUUUCAAUAUUACAAGUACUAA
Encephalitozoon hellem ATCC 50504 is the source of this 351-nucleotide messenger RNA. Its product is annotated as homeodomain-containing protein. Bases 1 to 351 code for a protein of 116 amino acids. Gene Ontology annotation, molecular function: transcription cis-regulatory region binding. The record is from RefSeq and is a predicted model, not a curated record. Gene Ontology annotation, cellular component: nucleus. The transcript has a single exon. Lineage: Eukaryota; Fungi; Microsporidia; Unikaryonidae. Gene Ontology annotation, biological process: regulation of DNA-templated transcription.